AUGUUGUCUAAAGCUGAUAUAUCGGAUGCCUUUAAGUUACUUCCCAUUAUGCCAGCGCUCUGGCAGUGGCACGGCAUCAAGUGGAAGGACCAAUACUAUUUCUCCACCAAACUCACCUUCGGUUCUAAGAGCAGCCAGUGGCUCUUUGAUCAGUUGGCUCAGGCCCUUCAUUGGAUUUUAGAACAUAAGGUCCGCUGCGAAUUUGUUAUCCAUUAUUUAGAUGACUUCCUGCUGAUUGAGAGGCCAGGGGCAGCCCCCCUAGGUUUGGGGAAGUUGUUGAGGUGUUUCUCCCAGUUAGGUGUACCGGUCUCCCCCAAGAAAGUCGAGGGCCCGUCCACAGUCAUCACCUUCCUGGGCAUUGAGCUAGACUCGCAGGACAUGUUAGCCAGGUUGCCAUCAGACAAACUAGUUAGAAUUAGGGAAGUCAUUCACAGGUUUUCUGUCACAACUGUGGUCACCAAGGCGGACUUACAGUCGCUACUGGGUAUGUUGAAUUUCGCCAUGCGUAUCAUACCGCAAGGCAGGUCGCUCAUCUCCCGCUUGCUGGUGCUCCUAGCCACGGCCCCGGAACAAGACAGCCCAGUGCGUCUGGACAGUCAGGCCUUAGCUGACCUUCACAUGUGGGACCACUUUCUUUGCCAGUGGAAUGGGGUGUCUUUGUUUAUACCUGAGUUGUCUAGCCAAUCCCCUGUAGUGUUUUCAGAUGCGGCUGCUAGCUCAGGGUUUGCUGCUAUUUUUGGCACCCACUGGGUCGCAGACGAAUGGCCGGCUGAGGUGAGACAGAUCCCAGGUUUCCUACAAACCUCAGUGCUGUUUGAACUGUACCCCAUUGUGGUAGCCGCCCAUGUGUGGGGCAGUCGCUGGGUAAAUCGCUCUGUCUUGUUCAUAACUGAUAACGCUGCGGUGGUAGACGUUCUGAAUAGUGGGUUGUCUAAAUCCUCCAAUUAUGAUUUGUCCUCUGUAAAAUCGGAGAAAAGUGGAAGAACAAAUGCCAAGAGUCUUUAUGGGGAUGGGAUUUAUUUUUUCCGAUCGUCAUCCAAACAUAAGAAGAAAGAGCAAAGAAAGAGCUAUGCCCGGGACAGCGUCAGCAUCAUAUCGGAAACCUCCCAGUAUCAUGUUGAGCACCUUACUACGUUCAUAAUGGAUCGCAAGGAUGCAGUGCUCACCAUUGACGACGGACUCCGCAAACUAAAGUUAUUGGAUGCGAAGGGAAAGGUGUGGACCCAGGAUAUGUAUCUCCAAGUGGAUGACAAAGCAGUUAGUCUGUAUGAUAUAGAGACCAAGACUGAAUUAGAGAAUUUCCCAGUCAGCACCAUCCAGCACUGUAAGGCUGUGAUGAACUCCUGCAGAUACAACUCCAUUCUUGCCCUUGUUUGUAAAGAGCCAACACAAAGCAAAGCUGAUCUGCACCUCUUCCAAUGUGAUGAGGUCAAGGCUUCUACUAUCCACCAGGAUAUCUACAGUGCAAUGAGUGACAGCAAAGGAGGAAAAGCAAAGAUACGGCCAGACGUGCUCAGGACCAUCAAUGCCGGUGACAACAAAGUCCCUCCACCUCCCCUGGCUCCUGCUCCUCAGCCCCCUGGAUCAGUUACACAGGUGGAUGUGCGAAGCCGUGUAGCAGCAUGGUCAGCCUGGGCAGCAGAAUAUGGAGACUAUGAUCGAUACCAGCAAAAUUCAGAUCAGGAAGACAGCGCGCAAAUGGUCGAGGCCAAGAUUGACAGAGACGUGCAAAUUCUGAACCACAUUCUUGAUGACAUUGAAUUCUUUAUUAUGAAGUUGCAAAAGGCAGCCGAAGCCUUUUCUGAGCUUUCCAAACGGAAAAAAUCAAAGAAGAAAAAAGGUCCUGGAGAGGGAGUUCUGACUCUCCGUGCCAAGCCUCCCCCUGAGGAAGAGUUUGUUGACUGCUUCCAGAAGUUCAAACAUGGCUUCAACCUCCUGGCCAAAUUGAAGUCCCAAAUUCAGAACCCAAGUGCAGCAGAGCUGGUUCAUUUCCUCUUCACACCACUAAGUAUGAUGGUAGAGGCCACAGGAGGCCCGGAACUUGCAAAAAGUGUCCUGAGCCCUCUGCUGAUUAAGGACGCCGUUGAUUUUCUACAUUUUGUGCUCAACAGUGAGGAGAAGAAUCUGUGGCUGUCACUAGGUGAUACGUGGAGCAAACCCAGAGUGGAAUGGCCUAAAGACCAGUUCAUACCCCCAUACGUACCACGGUUCAGGAAUGGUUGGGAGCCGCCCUUGUUAAACUUUGGAAAUAUUCCUAAAGAACCAGUACGGAACCAGAUGGUGUCAACUCCACCUGAACAAAAGCGAGAACCCAGAAGUUUUCCUUCAGAGUUUUCCCGCAGCUCUGACCUUCCUCCACCGGACAAGAACCAGGAGGUAGUGCACACCAAGAAGUACGCCAUCUGCAAGUAUGACUUCGUGGCCAGGAAUGUAAAUGAGCUCUCUGUGCUGAAAGACGACAUUGUGGAGAUCAUUGAUGAUAGAAAACAGUGGUGGAAGGUUAUAAAUACUAGCGGCUCUUCUGGAUUUGUGCCAAACAACAUCCUGGGAGUAAUGAAAGCUGAGGAGCCGUCAUUGGGGCGUUCAGAACCAGCCUACAGCCAGACAAUUCAGCUUUUGAUGCCAAAGAAGGAAUUUGAGAUCUUCAAGAAACAAAAAUCUGAGUUUAUUGCAAGGCAGAUAGAGUCAAAUGUGACUGUGCCCAGCCCCCCUCCAACUCCAGUUCCUGCCCCUCCAGGAAUAUCCAUACCUGUAUCAAGGUCAUAUCCAUCAGGAAAUCUUGUUAGCCGACAAAGCAGCACUUCCAGUGAAAGUGGGGGAAGUGGAGUACGAGAUCCCCAAGGGGCCAAGCCAAGUGAUUGGAGAAAGUCUCAGAUGGAAGAAGUUCAGGAUGAAUUAGUUCAUAGACUAACCAUCGGACGCAGUGCAGCACAGAAAAAAUUCACUGUCCCUCGGCAAAAUUCACCUGCUGUCAAUAUAUCCUACAGUUCAUCUGCUUCUGAUGUGAAAACAUGGCUACUUGCAAAGGGAUUCAGUUCUGUAACCAUUGAUUGUCUUGGAGUGUUAACCGGAGCGCAGCUCUUCUCACUCACAAAAGACGAGUUAAAGACCGUCUGUCCGGAGGGGCCUAGAGUCUACAAUCAGGUGAUGCUGCAGAAAGCAGCUCUGCAGGAAGUGAAUGGAAGUUCCGAGCUGCUGGAAAUUAUGAGAAAGCGCCAAGAGAAGAUUAAUGCUGCUGCCAUUGAUUCCGGGGUGGAAUCUUUUGAUGAAGGAAACAAUCACUAACUUUCUGCAUUUUUAAUUCCUUCAUGUUGCCAAUUUAGUUGCACAGUUUGGUUGCUGGACUCAUUUCAUGGUCACAUUUUCCUUGUUUGUUUGAUUCUCCAGACAGAUGAUCAUUUCUCGAAGGGGAGUUGGCACAUUCCAACCUGAUAGGUCCAUAUUGGUAAACAAGAGGCUUAGGUCUCCUUCUACCCUAUGGGUGGGGGGUUUGUCUGCUGAAGAUCAGUGACUGAUGCAGGUGGAUCUGAACAAUGGGGCCUCCAUAGUAUUGAAUACUAUGAUGGAAAUAGAAGCUUCUUUGAAGAUGGCCAGGUCUGUCCUCUCUUGUGUCUGCUGCAGUAUUAGACGUUAUGCCAUUUUACGUGGCUCUGUGUCAUUGCAGGAACAGUCUGGAAAGUUGGAGCCAUGUUUGUAUUCCUUGUAAAUUUGUCUUCUAUGAAUAAAGGUUUAGAUCGUUAUUGAGUAAAUGAUAAAUAUAAAUUAUUUUUCUGAGGUU
Messenger RNA from Bufo gargarizans (Asiatic toad), 3778 nucleotides. RefSeq names its product epidermal growth factor receptor pathway substrate 8 (gene EPS8). NCBI's taxonomy places the organism in Eukaryota, Metazoa, Chordata, Amphibia, Anura, Bufonidae. The transcript is spliced from 22 exons. Gene Ontology annotation, molecular function: actin binding. The record is from RefSeq and is a predicted model, not a curated record. Gene Ontology annotation, biological process: Rho protein signal transduction; positive regulation of ruffle assembly; regulation of Rho protein signal transduction. Gene Ontology annotation, cellular component: ruffle membrane; vesicle; plasma membrane. The coding region runs from base 1 to 3285 and encodes 1094 amino acids.